AUGACAGAAGUUAAUACAUUCAUCGCAGACUCAAAUGCACCUAUAAUUGUGUUAUCUGCCAAAAAACACUUCGAACAAUUACCAACAAAUGACGCUAAAUUAUAUGCUCAUUACCUUUCAAGGGCCUCCCACCAUGGUACUCGAGCCAUUUUAAGAUCAGUCUCCCCCGAAAGUGAAGCCAUUUAUGAUUUAAUUUUAUCAAUUCAUAGACAUUUAGGCGAACCAGCUACUAACGAGGAGUAUGAAGCUCUUUUAAGCAAGGGCCUGACCAAGGAAUCACAAGCAGUGCCACACUACUUGGAAUAUGCUUCCCAAUUUUUGUCAAACUUAGGUAAUUACAAGUCAUUCGGGGACAAGAAAUUUAUUCCUAAAUUGUCGAUCGAGGAAUUUGAUAAAUUGGUUUCUGAGGGGAUCAAUAACGAUUCAAUUACCUGGACAUACAUGAAAAUUCGUGAUGCUAUAUAUGAUACGAGUACCAACUUAUUAGGAUGGCCAGAAAAGGGUCAAUUAUCGAACUACUAUCCUGAUUCACCCGAUAUUACCCAGGAUGAGGCGGAACUUGUUAAUGCUGCUCUUGCAAACAAAGGCAUUAUGCCAGAAAAUACAAGGGUUAAGAAAACUUCGGGCAAGGAGUUCGUUGUUUUUGUUGCCAGUUCUGAAACAGAGAAUAAAACAACAAACUAUCCAAAGGAGAAGAUUUCUUUAGAUAAUGGAGGUUCAUUGACCAUUGCUUUUGGUGAUCAUCAUGUUGAAUUUGAACAGAUUGUAGAGAACAUGAAAAAAGCUGCAAAAAAAGCUGCAAAUGACACCCAGCGUAAAAUGAUUAAUCAUUACGUUGAAUCAUUUCAAACUGGUAAUAUGAUCGCGCAUAAGUCGUCUCAGAUAGAAUGGGUUAAGGAUUUAAGGCCUCUGGUGGAAUCAAAUAUAGGGUUCAUUGAAACCUAUAGGGACCCAUCAGGUGUUAGAGGUGAAUGGGAAGGUUUAGUAGCCAUGGUUAAUCAGGAUCGUACUGCCAAAUUUUCCACCUUGGUAGAAAAUGCAACUAAAUUAAUUCCUUAUUUGCCUUGGGACAAAAUUUAUGAAAAAGAUACAUUUACCCCUCCAGAUUUUACAUCUUUAGAAGUUUUAACAUUUGCUGGAUCAGGUGUCCCAGCUGGUAUUAAUAUUCCAAACUACGAUGAUGUUAGAUUAAAUGUUGGUUUCAAGAAUGUUUCUUUAGGGAAUGUCUUAUCAGCAAAUCCUAAAAAGCCUAAGAAGGAAGAACUUAUUACUUUCCUCGAGCAUGAUAUGCAAGCUAAAUUCCGUAAAUGGAGAGAUGAUGCCUUCGAAAUACAAGUUGGUUUGCACGAGCUUUUAGGCCAUGGUACAGGUAAGUUGUUGCAAGAAGUAUCACCUGGUGAAUUCAACUUUGAUAAAUCAAAUCCUAAUAUCCAUUCGUAUUAUAAGCCAACUGAUACCUGGGGUUCACUAUUCAGCGCAGUUGCAGGGUCGUUUGAGGAAUGUAGAGCAGAGUUGGUUGCUUUAUACCUCAUUCUUAAAAAACCGUUAGAGGUAUUGCCGAUCUUCGGAGUUUCUGACGAAAAAGAUCAGAAAGAAAUUAUUUUGAUUGCUACCGUAUUAAUGUGCCGUGCCGGUUUAUUAGGAUUAGAAUUCUGGGAUCCAACAUCUCGUAAAUGGGGUCAACCCCACAUGCAAGCUCGCUUUGGUAUUUUCAAGUCUUUGCACAAGAGUGGUGUCUGUAAGCUUGAAUUCAGUGAGGAAAACAUGGAUGACUUAAAGAUCACCUUCGACGAAUCCAAGUUGAACAACACAGCAGUAGAUGUGUUAGGUGAUUUCUUACUAAAAUUACAUGUCUAUAAAUGUACAGGUGAUGUAACCAAAGGUGUUGCGUACUAUAAUGAUAUUACCGAUGUCACUGACGAAUACAGCAGAUUUAGACAGAUCAUUUUAAGUAAGAAAUUACCACGUAAACAAUUGAUUCAAGCCAACACAUUUGCAGAUGCUUCUGGCCAAGUUGAAGUUAGAGAAUAUGAAGAGUCUGAAGUAGGUAUGAUUCAAAGUUUUGCUGAUAGAAAUGUAUAG
This is a messenger RNA of Debaryomyces hansenii CBS767, 2082 nucleotides long. RefSeq names its product dipeptidyl-peptidase III. The record is from RefSeq and is a predicted model, not a curated record. Bases 1 to 2082 code for a protein of 693 amino acids. Gene Ontology annotation, cellular component: cytoplasm. NCBI's taxonomy places the organism in Eukaryota, Fungi, Ascomycota, Pichiomycetes, Serinales, Debaryomycetaceae. The transcript has a single exon. Gene Ontology annotation, molecular function: dipeptidyl-peptidase activity; metalloexopeptidase activity. Gene Ontology annotation, biological process: proteolysis.